This is a messenger RNA of Verruconis gallopava, 1120 nucleotides long. RefSeq lists its product as uncharacterized. The transcript has a single exon. Gene Ontology annotation, molecular function: ATP binding; kinase activity. NCBI's taxonomy places the organism in Eukaryota, Fungi, Ascomycota, Dothideomycetes, Venturiales, Sympoventuriaceae. Bases 339 to 1070 code for a protein of 243 amino acids. Gene Ontology annotation, cellular component: cytoplasm. The record is from RefSeq and is a predicted model, not a curated record.
UGCCUUUGGGGCUGACUCUUGUGCGACUACCUGGAGAACAAACGGCCAAUGUGAACUUUCGGUCAACAGUCAGCCGACGCCAACUUUCUCCACAUGGGGAUUUGACUCAGUUCUCUAACCGACGGUGCACAUUCCACAAAACCUAAUGACCACAUGUUCCCUUCGGACGACUGAGCGCCGAAAAGCUUUCUGCCAGCUCUAACCCGGCGAUAUUGUUCUGGGCGUCCAUUACUGGAAAGAAAGUCAUGAGAUUUCGCAAGGUCAAGUCAAGAAGUACACAGAGCGUCUCGAGCAUUAUCGGGCCAUCUGCUACUUCGUCCCACCGAGUAUUGUCAUAGAUGAAGAUGGAGUCCAUAUACGUCUCUCUUUCGGAGCGUGCUCUUCUUGUUCAUCAAGCAGUUCAAAAUCGAAAUGAGAAGAGAACAAUCAUCCUCCUUGCUGGGCCACCGGGGUCAGGGAAAUCCACCAUUGCCGACGAAGUUGUCCUACGAUUGAAUGAGAACUCAGAGAAGACUGGAGUCGUAGCCUCCGUGUUGCCGAUGGAUGGUUUCCAUCUCUACCGCAAAGAGCUAGAUCAGUUGCCUAACAGAGACGAGGCAUACAAAAGACGAGGUGCUGCGUGGACUUUCAACGCGGAUAAGCUUUUGGCUCUUGUGAAGCAGCUACACCACUCAAAGAUUUAUUGCACACAGACAAUACUGGCUCCCGGCUUCAACCAUUUAGAAAAGGAUCCUAUGGAAGAAGCGAUCGCCAUAACGCCAGAAACGAAUCUGCUUCUCGUCGAAGGCUUGUGGUUACUGUACCAGAAAGAGCCUUGGAGCAGCAUUAGCGACUACGCUGAUGACACCUGGUUUGUAGACGUGGAUCCGACGCUGGCGAGAGAUCGUGUUGCGCGAAGGCAUAUCAAGUCCGGAAUUGAGAAGACCUGGGAUGCUGCAGUGAAGAGAGCGGAAGACAAUGAUCUGAGAAACGGGGACGAUGUUCGCCAAAAUCUAGUGCAGGUCGCUGUGCGGGUAAAGAGUGUCGAGCUUGGAUCCGAUAGCCCUUCAAUCUCUCUAUCACACGCAUAAUCGAAGAUAGGCAAAGCUUUACUCAAGUACUUUCGAGUCAAUUUUGAGAU